Molecule: messenger RNA, 1996 nt
Organism: Struthio camelus australis
Lineage: Eukaryota; Metazoa; Chordata; Aves; Struthioniformes; Struthionidae
Source: RefSeq, a predicted model, not a curated record
AUGCACCUGGUCAUGAUGAAUAAGAUGGCCCCUGGAGGAAUUGCAACACCCCUUGUUUAUGGCCAACUUCUAGCUUUAUACUUGUUACAUAAUGACAUGAAUAAUGCACGAUAUCUUUGGAAAAGAAUCCCUCCAGCUAUUAAAUCUGCAAAUGCUGAGCUUGGUGCAGUUUGGUCAGUAGGACAAAGAAUCUGGCAGAGGGACUUCCCUGGAAUCUAUACAACAAUCGGUGCGCAUCAGUGGUCUGAGACUAUUCAACCAAUCAUGGAAGCACUUAGAGAUGCAACUAGGAGACGAGCCUUUGGACUGGUUUCUCAGGCAUAUACCUCAAUAGUUGCAGAUGAUUUUGCAGCCUUUGUCGGGCUUCCUGUAGAAGAAGCUGUGAAAGGUGUAUUGGAACAGGGCUGGCAGGCAGACUCUUCCACUCGUAUGGUAAUGCCUAAAAAGCCUGGUGUCCUGGAAGCUUGCUUUAACAGAUUUAUUCCUUCUUCAGAACCUGCUCCAGUUCCACCAAUUCCAAAUGAACAACAGUUGGCCAGAUUGACUGACUAUGUGGCUUUCCUUGAAAACUGAUUACCCUGCUCCUGUGUUCAGAACAACGUGGGACUCCUGUGUACUGACAGUUCUAGAAAUCUAAGACUUAUUUCUGUUAAAUGUUGCAGCAUCCCCUACUGAAAUGUGUAAAGUAUACAGUGUCUGUUAUCCAAUUUUUGUUUUACCAAAGCCAAGCUAACAGUUGAAACAAUCCUUUAACUCAUCUAAUAUUUAUUCAGUAGGUACACAGCAGUAUUACUUGGUAAGUUUUUUUAUUGACUUGUAGCCAAGAGAGGCAGAACUUUUUUCAGAUAGGUUACAAAUGCAGAAGAACUUUGAGUAAUGAAGCAGGUUAACUGUAUUGAGGGAUUUGUGCUAGUGGAUUGUGUGCUUCUAUUGCAAGUACUGCAGUGCUUGUUACAGAUCAAUUGCAUCUUGAACUUAAAUGCAAAGGGGUGAAGGCUGCCCUACCUGUAUUUGUAGAGAGAAGGCAUUGGGAUGAAACAAUAACUUGCAUAAGUCAAUUUACAGUACUUUUUUGCAAGUCUGUUUUUGUGGCAUUUUGAUAGCUUUCUUCUUUUUGCUUGUUUUUCUAAAUUGUUAAGUCUCCUUUCUUGUUUUGACUGACUUGAGAAAAAAUUUCUCAUCGGGCAUAUUUUUACAGCACAACGUUGUAUGUGGGGGCAUCUAAAGGAUAAGUUUUGAAGUCAUUUCAGAAAGGCAAAAGUUCCCUUUGAGGAAGCAUUUUUAUUAGAAGGCUUUAUUUUUGAAUGAUUGCAUGUAGGGCAGCAGAUAUUUUGCUUGGUAAUUCUACUCCUUUUUAAAGGCUGUAAUGUCAUGGUUCUCUUCAGUACUCUGGGCCAGCAUCUACUAGAAGCAGCUCUUGCCUGUCUUAACUUUCUGGAUUACCUCUGCAGUCUCUGGAAAGGAAUUUAAAAAUUGGAGUAGGUCUCCCUGAGUAGAGGCCAAGCAGGAUGGAGAUGAUAUAUCAUGUUGCAAUGUCAAUUUGAGGAGUAAAUUUCCUAUACCAGAGCACUGCUGUAUUAAUCUUUGAUUUCAGAGUGGACUUCAGAAGCAGAAAGACGACUUAUGUUCCCAGGCUGCUUUUGGUGAAAAGACUUAUGGGGAAAAUGGUGGUGUUUUAAAGGGCAGUGCUUGCCUUCACUGGCCUCUCCCCCUUAUUUUGCUUUUCAACAUCGUAUUUGGUGGUUUGCCAUUGAAGAUGGCAGGUGUGCUGUUCGUUGUGAUGUUUUCUCCAGUGUGCACUGCCUACUGUACAUUCUCUUGUUGGGGGAUGUGUUAGUGAGGAGGAAUUCUAAACUGUGCACUGCUGCUUUGAAAGCUCCCUUUAUAUGUAAACGUUUACUGAGAAUGAUUAUUUAUUUGAAACCCACCUAGACUUGGACUUAUAAAUGCGAUGCAAAUUCAUCUUCAGUGAUAUUAAAGAACACGUUUACACUGA